Molecule: messenger RNA, 1315 nt
Organism: Toxorhynchites rutilus septentrionalis
Lineage: Eukaryota; Metazoa; Arthropoda; Insecta; Diptera; Culicidae
Product: NEDD8-conjugating enzyme UBE2F-like
Exons: 3
Coding region: 317-853 (178 amino acids)
Source: RefSeq, a predicted model, not a curated record
AGACGUGAAAGCAGCUGGCUGGGUGUGAAAACGUAAACACUAGCCAUCACCAAUUCAUAACAAAAACCUCGCAGUGCAAUACGUUAGCCUCCCGAAUUUUGAGCAGCCAUUUGUGUGCUUAUGGUCGAAAUUGUUCGCAAUCGAGUAGUCAAAAUGAUGAAGUGCUGAGAUUGUAUAGAAUUUGGGACUCACCAUCGGGAGGGUGACAAGCUUCCCACCCAUAUCGAAGCGCACAAUCGGAACAAGAGUACCAACCAACUUGUUUAAUAAUAAGCUACAUUGCACCUGCAGCAGGGAAACACGAACGGGUAGCAGAAUGAUUACACUGACCAGGAAGAAGAAGGAUGCAAGUAACUCGGCGGCGGAUUCUAGCAAGCGAAUUUCCAUCCGAGAGUUUCUCCUCGUUAAGGAAGUGCAAGAAUUGGACCAGAACCUGCCGAACACUUGCAAGAUCACCUUCCAGGAUCCGAACGUGUUGAGUGAAUUCACGCUGGUCAUCACACCGAACGAGGGCUUCUGGCAGGGUGGUAGAUUUAAGUUCGUCCUUUUCGUCCCCGAGGAGUAUAACAUGGCGCCACCGAAGGUGAAAUGCGUUACGAAACUGUGGCAUCCCAAUAUAUCCGUCGAGGGAGAUAUCUGCCUAUCGUUGCUGCGAUUGAAUUCAAUAGAUGGCCUUGGGUGGGCUCCCACUCGGCGGCUGAAGGAUGUCAUAUGGGGACUGAAUUCUCUGUUCACGGACCUCUUGAAUUUCGAAGAUCCACUGAACAUUGAGGCGGCGGAGCAAUUCGCCAGGGAUAAGGACAAAUUCCAGGCGAAAGUUCGAGAGUACGUAGCAACGUACGCCCGGAGAUAAUCGAUUCAGCCCGGGCGUACCGAAAAAAAUAGCGACAACAAAAAACGGACAGAGGUGUGAUAUGCAGCGGCGCAUAAACGUGCGUAAAAAAGCGUGAAUAAUUUUAUGGGUGAUUGGCUAUUCACGUUUUACGUUUUUCUGAGUAGUCGUGAUAUUUGUUGUAAUUAUUUUCGAACACUUGCUGGUUGGUUGUAAAUUUCAUCGAGUAUCGUUUGUUGGAAACAUCUUUUUUACAUCUUGACAAAAUGGGCAAUGUUGUACGAUUUCGUCGUCGUGAGUUUCUAGAACAACUUAUUUUUGUACUCGUGGCAAAUUUUUAAAACGGUGGCAUUUGAUUACAUUUAUUUUUAUCAAAUGACAUUACAAAAAUAAAAAAAAAUAUUUGAGUAUAUUUUUAUUUUUGUUUCUGUAAUUAGUGUCUUCAUACCGGUCUAAUUUAAUAAACGAUGAUAAGUUAUGAGA